Molecule: messenger RNA, 936 nt
Organism: Bolinopsis microptera
Lineage: Eukaryota; Metazoa; Ctenophora; Tentaculata; Lobata; Bolinopsidae
Exons: 4
Coding region: 12-422 (136 amino acids)
Source: RefSeq, a predicted model, not a curated record
AUUUGAGCAAAAUGGGUUUACCAAUCCGAAGAAUGUUCGUUGUGUCGGUGUCCCUGUAUUUCAUCUACAUGGGAGUCUGCACCGUGACACCCAUCCUUAACUCUGGUCUGCACAGCGAACUUUCAAGCUCGUUCAGUGGUCACGCUAAAGUGUUUCCCGGCAGAUUCGGAGUCCAUCUCGACCCUGAACUUUACAGAUUUAUCUUCGGAUUGAUUGAGAUCGUUGCCGGUGCUCUGAUUAUAAUCGGGGAGUCAGUUUGGGCCGUGUACUCCGUGUGGGCUCUUCUCACCAUGCAAGCCUUCCUCUGCCUCUCCCUCUACUCCCAAGGAGAAAGUACUAAGUGUAUCCCCAACCUUGUGGCCCUCAACCUGAUCGGAGUCCUGGCUGGAGGUUCUCAUGGCCAACACCACAAGAUCGACUAAAGAGGGCGACUUUAUGUUGGAUUAGUUCUUCUCCCCUGAUAAUAUUUACUUAUGCGUCAAGAAGUCUCAAUAUUAACAACUGAUUUAGAUGUAGUUAUCAUUAUCUACUAAAAUUAUUCCUGAAUUUUAUGGCCAUUUCCAGUUGGUAGUUGAUAAUAUUAUUGUUUCAUCCAAUCUAUCCAUAUGUAUAAUCAAAGUUACUUUAUAACUGCGUAUCAAGGAGGACGCUGUUUGAUUAAUCAAUUUUCCAAUAAUCUUCCAAAAAACUAAGAUAUUCUAGAAUAACUUACAUGUAUGUGUGUACUCAGAUUUUGCUGUUUUUUAACUUUUCCUGUUUUAGAAUGAGGUUUAAGAAGUUAUUUUUAGAUUCAGUAUUUAUUUCACAUUUAAUUGUGAAUUUUAUGGUGGUUGCAUUACUAUAAUAUUACUAUGUGUGCAUUAUAGCAUUUUGAAUAUUUUGCCUUUUAGUCGGAUAUAUUAUCAUAUUGACUAUUAUCAAAUUUUAUCAAUUAAA